AUGGUUGCAAAAGAGUCUUUGACACCAAUCGGUACCGAAGUGGAGUCGAUUUUGGUGGCCGUUGUAUUGUUUUUGGCUUGUGGUAUUUUGAUGUUCUGUUGUUGUUUUGUGGUGACACAAAUCUAUGUUUGUUUCAAGCGAGCACGAUUGAGGAAGAAACGCCGAAUGCUGGGCGAAGAGGAGGACGACGACGAUGUCUACCCGCUAUCGGUUCUGCAAUCCGACAAUGCACUGCCGCAGUUCGAUAAUCACUCUGUCUAA
This is a messenger RNA of Anisakis simplex (herring worm), 261 nucleotides long. The record is from the annotation of a GenBank genome assembly. NCBI's taxonomy places the organism in Eukaryota, Metazoa, Nematoda, Chromadorea, Rhabditida, Anisakidae.